Molecule: messenger RNA, 2429 nt
Organism: Zonotrichia albicollis (white-throated sparrow)
Lineage: Eukaryota; Metazoa; Chordata; Aves; Passeriformes; Passerellidae
Gene: TP73
Product: tumor protein p73
Biological process (GO): protein tetramerization; regulation of transcription by RNA polymerase II; apoptotic process
Cellular component (GO): nucleus
Molecular function (GO): protein binding; RNA polymerase II cis-regulatory region sequence-specific DNA binding; DNA-binding transcription factor activity, RNA polymerase II-specific
Source: RefSeq, a predicted model, not a curated record
GCAGGGAUGUGCUUUAACAGCACCCACCACCCCAACUUCCCCUUGUACCCCUCAGCUCAGAGCUCAGACACCAGAAGAAGCUGGCGUGGCUUUGCUCAGCCACAAAGAGUGAAAGGGAACUUCUGAAACGCCCUUAAAAUAGUCAGAUUUGUUCCCUUCUGAGAACGAGAGCAGCCACGUGGUUGGAGCUGGUGUCACCCUGAUGACCACACAGCCGGGGCGGUGCAGAGGUGCUUUCUCCUCGGGAGGAAAAGGCCUGGCUGCUUCCUGCAGCUGCUCUGGGCAGGGAAAGCAGCAUGGAAGAGGGGGUGAUCUAUCCUCUGUCAGACUCACCUGCUCUGAAGAUGUCCCAGCCGUCCCCAGCUGAUGAAGGCCCCACGUUCGAGCACCUCUGGAGCUCGCUGGAACCAGACAGCACCUACUUCGACCUGCCUCCAGCCAACCCCAGCAGCAACAAUGAGGUCUCCAACAGCACAGAGGUCACCAUGGACGUGUUCCAGAUGAGAGGCAUGACUGACUCGGUGAUGUCCCAGUUCAAUUUGCUCAACAACAGCAUGGAUCAGAGCAUCGGCAGCAGAGCAGCCUCCACCAGCCCCUACAGCUCCGAGCACACCUCCAAUGUCCCAACGCACUCGCCCUACUCGCAGCCCAGCUCUACCUUCGAGGCCAUGUCCCCAGCGCCCGUCAUCCCCUCCAACACCGACUACCCCGGUCCCCACCACUUCGAGGUGACCUUCCAGCAAUCCAGCACCGCCAAAUCGGCCACCUGGACUUACUCCCCGCUGCUGAAGAAGCUCUACUGUCAGAUCGCCAAGACAUGCCCCAUCCAGAUCAAGGUGUCCACCUCACCACCCCCGGGCACCAUCAUCCGGGCCAUGCCUGUUUACAAGAAGGCAGAGCACGUCACCGAGGUGGUGAAACGCUGCCCCAACCACGAGCUGGGCCGUGACUUCAACGACGGCCAGUCAGCCCCUGCCAGCCACCUCAUCCGGGUGGAAGGCAACAACCUGUCCCAGUACGUGGAUGACCCGGUGACGGGGCGGCAGAGCGUGAUGGUGCCCUACGAGCCCCCUCAGGUGGGGACCGAGUUCACCACCAUCCUGUACAACUUCAUGUGCAACAGCAGCUGCGUGGGAGGCAUGAACAGGAGGCCCAUCCUCAUCAUCAUCACCUUGGAGACAAGAGACGGGCAGGUCCUGGGGAGGAGAUCCUUCGAGGGGCGGAUCUGUGCCUGUCCUGGCAGGGACAGGAAAGCUGAUGAGGAUCAUUUCCGAGAGCAGCAAGCCCUGAACGAGAGCACGGCCAAGAACGGCAACGCCAACAAGCGCACCUUCAAGCAGAGCCCCCAGGGCAUCCCAGCGCUGGGCACUGGCAUUAAGAAACGGAGGCACGGGGAGGAGGAGAUGUACUACGUGCCUGUGCGAGGCCGGGAGAACUUUGAGAUCCUGAUGAAGAUAAAGGAGAGCCUGGAGCUGGUGGAGCUGGUCCCACAGCAGCUGGUGGAUUCCUACCGGCAGCAGCAGCAGCAGCUCCAUCAGAGGCAGAGCCAGCUGCAGACACCUUCCUCCUACGGCCCCGUCCUUUCCCCCAUGAACAAAGUGCACGGAGGAGGGAUCAACAAGCUGCCCUCUGUGAACCAGCUGGUGGGGCAGCCUGCCCAGCACGGCUCCAGCUCUGCACCCGGCCUGGGCCCCAUGGGACCUGGAAUGCUGAACAGCCACCCCAUGCAGAGCAAUGGAGAAAUGAAUGGGGGCCACUCCUCCCAGUCCAUGGUGUCGGGGUCCCACUGCACCCCCCCUCCACCCUACAACGCCGACCCCAGCCUCGUCAGUUUUUUAACAGGAUUGGGGUGUCCAAACUGCAUCGACUAUUUCACCUCACAAGGGUUACAGAAUAUUUACCACCUGCAGAACCUAUCCAUAGAGGAUCUCGCAGCACUGAAGAUCCCGGAGCAGUACCGCAUGAUCAUCUGGCGGGGCCUGCAGGAGCUCAAGCAGAGCCACGACUACGGGGCCCAGCAGCUGAUCCGCUCCAGCAGCAGCAACGCCUCCACCAUCUCCAUCGGCAGCUCGGGCGAGCUGCAGCGGCAGCGGGUGAUGGAGGCCGUGCAUUUCCGCGUGCGCCACACCAUCACCAUCCCCAACCGCGGCACCGCCGACGACUGGGCCGACUUCGGCUUCGACCUGCCGGACUGCAAAUCCCGCAAACAGUCCAUAAAGGAGGAGUUCACGGAGGGAGAGAUCAACUGAGGGGCUCCAGACGCUGGCGGGGUGAUAAAUGCCCCUCCACCCCCUCAAAAAUGUGUUUGCAGCCUUGGGCACCUGGAGAAGUUUAAGUUUGUUAUAUCCAGGGGAACUGCGGGCCCUGAGCCAGGCAGGAGGUGCCUGCCUGGGGAUGAAACUGGAGGUGAGGAGGAGGAGGAAGGAAAG